Messenger RNA from Daldinia decipiens, 755 nucleotides. RefSeq lists its product as uncharacterized. The record is from RefSeq and is a predicted model, not a curated record. The transcript is spliced from 2 exons. Bases 330 to 707 code for a protein of 125 amino acids. Lineage: Eukaryota; Fungi; Ascomycota; Sordariomycetes; Xylariales; Hypoxylaceae.
UCGUUUCCCCUGUGAGGCUCAUCCGGGCGCGCGCGCAGCGGGCUGCGCAUGGUACAGCCCUAGACCCAACCAGCUCGUCGUACGACGACCAGAGCCUUCUCACUCCCCCACCCCCCUCUUUUUCCCUUCCCCCCCUUUACCACUCCCUUACGCAACCUCUCUUGCGUAUGUUGGAAUUCGAUGACCUACCUCCUCGUGCUGCACUACCCUUUCUUCGACGCCGCGCUUUGUACGCUGUCAACGGCCCAGCCCUUUCUUACCACGUAAAUGUUGAACGUGCUAAUAUACUACGGCGUUGAGGCAAAAUUUCGAUAAUGAAUACAUUAUGAAUGACACAGUUUCAGAACCCCUUUAAACAUAUCCGAGUCUUGGAUCUUGAGGGUAUUUCGCAACCACCCAAGCCCGGCAAUACCGAUGCUGGCCAGAACCACCCAUAUGAGUUGCGCUGCCAGUUGCGAGUCGUCGAUCUCGACGAAAAUCCACGCCCGAAAUUUAUCGCCCUAUCAUAUGUCCGGGGUCGGGUGUCGUCCAAAGAGCCGCGGACGAUAAUGUGCGAUGGGCACUCGAAAGUCGUAACAGACAAUUGCUGGGAAGCGUUGAGUCAACUGCGCGAUGCUCCUGACCCUGAUCGGAAUAAUGAUGGGUCUAUAACUCUAUCGUUUCUUGAAUUUGCUUACAGUUGGAGACCGCUAUCUACCUUCGGGUGAUUUUAUGGACGAGAUAUUUGGCAGGCCUUGAGUCAGUCGCAUUUGGAC